This is a messenger RNA of Condylura cristata (star-nosed mole), 2357 nucleotides long. RefSeq names its product phosphatidylinositol glycan anchor biosynthesis, class H (gene PIGH). Bases 71 to 637 code for a protein of 188 amino acids. Gene Ontology annotation, biological process: GPI anchor biosynthetic process. Gene Ontology annotation, cellular component: glycosylphosphatidylinositol-N-acetylglucosaminyltransferase (GPI-GnT) complex. The record is from RefSeq and is a predicted model, not a curated record. NCBI's taxonomy places the organism in Eukaryota, Metazoa, Chordata, Mammalia, Eulipotyphla, Talpidae. The transcript is spliced from 4 exons.
CAGAGCCGGCGAGAGGACGCGGCGGGCGGGCUAGAGCGACGCGGCCCGGCCGGAUGGGGGCGAGCCGGCAAUGGAGGACGAGCAGAGCUUCUUUGAUAUCUGUGGCGGCCCCCUGACCUUGCAUCGCCGCUACUACUCCCCGUACUGCCGGGAGUUCUGCGUCAGCUGCCCCCGGCUUUCGCUGCGAUCGCUCACCACUGUCACCUGCACCGUGUGGCUAGUGGCCUACGGACUCUUCACGCUCUGCGAGAACAGCAUGAUCCUCUCUGCUGCCAUCUUCAUCACUCUUUUAGGCCUACUUGGUUACCUCCAUUUUGUGAAAAUUGAUCAAGAGACUCUGCUAAUCAUUGAUUCCCUUGGCAUCCAGAUGACUUCUUCCUAUUCAUCUGGUAAAGAAAGUACCACCUUCAUUGAGAUGAGCAAGGUGAAGGAUGUUGUCAUCAAUGAGGCUAUUUACAUGCAAAAGGUAAUUUACUACCUCUGCAUUUUAUUGAAGGACCCGAAGGAACCACAUGCAAUAUCCCAAGUAGUACCUGUUUUCCAGAGUGCCAAGCCCCGGCUGGACUGCCUGACUGAAGUGUACAGGAGCUGCCAGGAGAUCCUGGCACACCAGAAAGACACAUCAACAAGCCCCUGAGUCCCAAGACAGAAGGCCAGUAUUGUCUUCCAUAGGAGAUGACUCCUAAGCCAUAGUGGCUGGUUUUUUUUUCUGUAUUCUAGACCACCAGGGGAACACAGUCCUAGAGACCAGUAUGGAUGCAGUGAAUCGAAUAGCUAUAGAGCCAGUGACUGGAAACCUAACUCAUCAUGUGAUGUUGAGCAAAGGAUUUAUGUAUUUGAGUGUUCCCCUUGGAAGGUUUUGCCUACUUUACCAACUAAGGGAGAUCUUAAGAAAUGAUAUGUCAGAAGUAAUGUUGACAAAAAGCACUUUGUGAAGUUCCUAAGCAUAUUUCAGUUUACUAUUUGUUGAAAUUUGUAAAACAAAUUUCACGGGAAACUGACAUCAGAUCCCUUGAGAAAGUUAACAUCUCUGACUGCAUACUUCAAUAUACAAGUGAAGAAAAAAGUCAAGACCUUCGGGUACUGGUUAGCAGGAAGAAAGUCUUACAAAACACUAGUCUCUGUCCACUUAGUUCCUGAUUAUGUACAGGGUUAAUUUAUGCUGACUCUCUUAAUAAACGAAUCUCCUUCCAAAGCAUACACAGUAAUUGCCUGGUUCACAGACAGCUGCUUUUUAUUGACAAACAUGAUCAUGGAAUUUCAGUUGUGGGUGUCAAGCACAUUAAUACUCUUCUGUUUCUCAGCAUUGUCAAUAGUUUUAAAUUAUUCUUGUGCCAUGAAAAAUGAGACGAAAGACUAGAUAGAAAUUUGACUUGUUUUCCAGUCAUGUUAAAAAUCAUGCAAACCAGCAAGCUAUAAAAGCCUUUGUUCGUAAGGCCGGUUCUUCUGUACAGAAUUAAUGAACUAAGGGAGAAUUCUUGCAGGAUUGGGAAGAAGAAUAGGUGGAGGAAAUAACCUGACCCUCACAUUCAGUAUGAACACAGCUCCGUGCUUGCUUUCUCUUUGGAAUCUAAUUAUUUUUAAGUCCAGGGUCCAUAUCCUCAUCGUCUUUGAAACGCUCAAGAUGUUGAAAAGCCAGAACUGUGAUCCUUGUCUUUUACACCAGUUCUAGAGGGGCUGUCCAGGAGCCUGAAGUACAUGUGACUUGUUUGAGGUAGAAGUGUCUGAGCUAGAUCCCAAAUUCUGGGCCAAAAGAAAGGAGCAGAAAUAGUAGAUGGCUGAAAAAUUGCCAGCCUUACAAAGUCAAGUUCAUUUUAAAAAGGCAGAUAGCACAUGCUGCCUUUUCCAUCUUGCUUGUCUGCUGAAAGGGUGAGAGAGGAAGGUUGAGCAGCUGGGCUGUGCAGGUUAGUUGCACUGCAGCCUUGCCGUUUUAGCAGUGUGUGCUACACACCUUGUUGGGGUUAAAGGUUGGUCUGGGCUGCUAAUGCUAAACCCAUAGUCUUCUGUACUUUAUUGAUACAUGGUUAACUAUGAAAUAAAACUCAGUGUCUCUGAUGCUGGAAAAAUCAGAGUAUGAAUCAACUCUUUCGUCUUUUUUUCUGCUAGGGGUAGGUGGAGACAAAGACCAUCUCAUCUGCACUCAAUAGGUAGAUGAAGCAGAGAUAUUGGUAUCACCAGGAAGUCAAAAGGUGACAAAAGCUUUUAGUUUCUUUUCACCUGAUGCUCUUAGGCUAGGUGGGAACAGGUAUCACUUAUGCCCUCAAAUAGUCCCAGCAUACGUUUGCCAGAAGUGUUGAGGAGAAAAUCCAGGUGUAUGAACCUGAAUGAAUCUUGUUUCUGACUUAACUUUGGUGGCC